This is a messenger RNA of Drosophila melanogaster (fruit fly), 1188 nucleotides long. RefSeq names its product gustatory receptor 93b (gene Gr93b). Gene Ontology annotation, biological process: detection of chemical stimulus involved in sensory perception of taste; sensory perception of taste. Lineage: Eukaryota; Metazoa; Arthropoda; Insecta; Diptera; Drosophilidae. Gene Ontology annotation, cellular component: membrane; plasma membrane. The coding region runs from base 1 to 1188 and encodes 395 amino acids. The record is from RefSeq and is marked reviewed. The transcript is spliced from 2 exons.
AUGUCUGGUUUGUUAGUCAUGCCGCGAAUAUUGCGCUGCUUAAACGUUUCCAGGAUAUCUGCGAUUCUCCUUCGCAGUUGUUUCCUGUACGGAACGUUCUUUGGAGUGAUCACAUUUCGAAUUGAGAGAAAGGACUCGCAGUUGGUGGCCAUCAAUCGAAGGGGUUACCUGUGGAUCUGCCUGGUUAUUAGACUUUUGGCAAGCUGCUUCUAUGGCUACAGUUACGAUGCAUGGUCUGGCCAAUACGAAGAUAUGUACCUUCGAGCUUUUUUCGGUUUCCGAUUGAUUGGCUGUCUGAUCUGCAGCGUCAUUAUCCUGGUGAUGCAGUUUUGGUUCGGCGAGGAGCUCAUUAACCUGGUCAACCGUUUCCUUCAGCUAUUUCGGCGAAUGCAAAGUUUGACAAAUUCUCCGAAAAACAGAUUUGGUGACAGGGCUGAAUUUCUCUUGAUGUUUUCUAAAGUAUUCUCCUUACUUUUCGUAUUCAUGGCCUUUCGAUUAAUGCUCUCACCCUGGUUCCUGUUAACUUUAGUGUGCGAUUUAUACACGUCUGUCGGGACGGGAAUGAUAACACAUUUGUGUUUUGUUGGCUAUCUUAGCAUUGGUGUCCUUUACAGGGACCUAAACAACUAUGUUGAUUGCCAACUGAGGGCCCAGUUAAGAUCACUGAAUGGGGAGAAUAAUUCGUUCCGCAAUAAUCCGCAACCUACACGACAGGCCAUCUCGAAUUUGGACAAGUGUUUGUAUCUCUAUGACGAGAUACACCAGGUGUCACGCAGUUUCCAGCAACUUUUCGAUCUACCACUUUUUCUCAGCCUUGCACAAAGUCUUUUGGCCAUGUCUAUGGUUUCCUACCACGCCAUUCUGCGAAGACAAUACAGUUUCAAUCUCUGGGGCUUGGUUAUCAAACUACUCAUCGAUGUGGUAUUGCUGACCAUGUCCGUGCAUUCAGCUGUUAAUGGUUCUCGAUUGAUAAGACGUCUGAGCUUUGAGAAUUUCUAUGUGACUGAUAGCCAGAGUUACCACCAAAAGCUGGAGCUUUUCCUGGGCCGCCUUCAACACCAGGAGCUGCGAGUGUUUCCUUUGGGCCUCUUUGAGGUCUCCAACGAACUGACCCUGUUCUUUCUCUCGGCAAUGGUGACCUAUCUAGUCUUUCUAGUACAGUACGGCAUGCAGUCGCAGCAAAUUUGA